Mytilus trossulus (common blue mussel) is the source of this 1841-nucleotide messenger RNA. RefSeq lists its product as uncharacterized. NCBI's taxonomy places the organism in Eukaryota, Metazoa, Mollusca, Bivalvia, Mytilida, Mytilidae. The transcript is spliced from 2 exons. The coding region runs from base 131 to 1768 and encodes 545 amino acids. The record is from RefSeq and is a predicted model, not a curated record. Gene Ontology annotation, molecular function: zinc ion binding.
GUUCCAUAUUUAACUGAAAGCACAGAUUAUAUAAAUGUUAUGACAUGUAUGUAAACAUGGUAAUAUUUAUGAGGAAAUAGUUUCUGGAAAUCUUCUAUGCUGCUCUAUUUAGACAAGAAAUAAAGAAACGAUGGCAUCCAAAGGACAGUGUGAUCCAUGUUCAGAGCAAGGAAAAUCAUCACCGGCAGUCAAAUUCUGCUCCGACUGUGAAGAACGGUUCUGUGAAAAUUGCAUAGAAGAUCACUCUAAAUUCAAAGUGUUACGAUCUCAUCAUUUGAUCGACCUGUCUGCAGCUGGAUCUAAAAUUCCUACCUUUCAAAAAUACUGUGACGUACACCCGGAUGACCUACUGGAUUUUUUCUGCACACAGCAUGACGUUGUGUGCUGUAGGUCGUGUAUGCCUUUGAAACACCAAUCUUGUCAAAAUGUUUUUCCUUUAGAACAUGUUUCAAAGAAUGUAAGAAAUUCGGCAGUCCUGAAUGAUACUUUAGAUGCAAUGGACAGUGCUUCAAAAACUUUGACAGGUUUGAUGGACGGUACAAAUAACAAUAUAAAAAAAAUAGAAGAUGAUGAACAAGCCAUACUGAGGGAAUUAAAAACUGUUAAGGAAAACCUAGUAAAACAAAUAGACAAACUUGAGGAAAAGGUCACAAAGGAACUUUCUAGCAUAAAAAAAGAGAAAGAAAUAAAGAUUAAACAAAACAAAACCGAAAUAGGAGAUCUGAAAGCCGAAAUUCAGGAAAUGCAUGACCAGGUAAAUUUCCUUAAAGAACACGGAUCCAAUAAUCAGCUUUUUUUGGCUUUGCGACAACAGGAGAAAAAAAUUCAAUCAAUAGAUAGUCGAGUUAAAGAGAUGACUUCGACCUUUGUUGGGACCCGACUCGUUUUAACAGGCAUAUAUGAUUUGAAAAUCGACUCCAUCGGCUCAGUUGAGGAAACCCCCAUACCAUGUGGAAUUAAGCAUAAACCAAUGAAAUUGAACCAAGCACAAGCAAAGCCAGACAACAUUAAUCCCAUUACAAGCAUGAAAUGGAAGAAUCAUUUAAACCUGCAAUAUGGAAAGGUCUAUAACUUAACAGGAAUAGCAAUAACUGCCGACGGUAGUGUUCUUUUAUGUAAUUAUAAUAGCAGUGGGGGUCUGUAUACAUAUAGUACCAAUAAUGCGUUUAAGUCUGAACUACCGUUGUACUUUCCAUAUGAUGUUGCAGUGAUUUCCGAUACAGACAAAGCCGUAGUCACACUUCCAAUGGAGAAAAGUAUUCAGUUCAUUAAUACAAGCAGCCAGGAGUUAUGCAAUAGAAUUACAACAGACGAGCACUGUUAUGGAGUUUGUGCAAAUAAGGAUAACAUAUAUUUAGGUGGCAUGGGAAAGAUUUUUGUGCUGAAUUUGAAAGGAUCAUUUCUAAAUAAAAUCACUCUGAAUAAGAAUGAAGCCAUUUAUUCUGUAUGUCUCAAUGAAAAUAGUCAGCAGAUUAUCUGUCGAAGCUCGAGUACACUAUGGUGCGUAAAGCUGACCGGGGAAAUCGUGUAUCAGACUAAUGUAACAGGAGCAGCGGGAUUAGCAAUAGACCGACAAGGAAAUGUUUAUUAUAGCAUGUUGGAUUCAAAUGAAAUUCGUCGGAUAAGGAAUGAUGGCUCUUCGGUUGUAGUGUUAAAGGCGAGCGAAAAAAUUACACGGCCUUGUGCGAUAAACUUCAACAAAACAUCUACUACAUUUUACGUCAUUCGUGACUGUAAAACUGUUCAAAUAUACAACUGUAACGACUAGGAAUGAAUAUUGUGUUCAAAAGAAACUAUACCGAUACACGUAUAUACAACAAAGUGACAACCCCUAACCAUUG